Molecule: messenger RNA, 1946 nt
Organism: Malania oleifera
Lineage: Eukaryota; Viridiplantae; Streptophyta; Magnoliopsida; Santalales; Ximeniaceae
Product: RING-H2 finger protein ATL74-like
Exons: 2
Coding region: 1153-1752 (199 amino acids)
Biological process (GO): protein ubiquitination
Molecular function (GO): transferase activity
Source: RefSeq, a predicted model, not a curated record
AUCCAAAACACAAAAUAGGCAAAACACCCGCUUCACUUUUUUUCAGGAUCUUGCCGGCAGCCGGUAAAAGGGCUAUAGGCAGAAAGAUAUUUUGAUAGUGCUGAUGAUUUCUCGUUCUCCUCCUCCUCCUCCUCCUCCUCCUACUUAAAUACUUAAUUAAAUAAUUACCAACACCCAUCUGCAUCAAUCAACAGCGACAAUGGCUGCCUAAUUCCCACUCUGUUUCGAUCUGCAUCAUCAUACACAAAUUAAACCUCACACUCAACGGCAUCCAUGGCAGUAACUCCGCGGAAGCUCCAAGAAUUUCUCUAUUUCUUCAAUGGAUCUAUUGGGUUGGAUUAGGAAUUAGGAUUAAAGUACCAAACGAACAUGAUUUGAGUACACAGCAUAAUGAGCCUUUCCCACUACUGUCUUUUCAUCGCAGAGGCUGGUCAUCUUCAAGUCAUGUGGGGAUGGUGGGAAGAAGAGGAAAAGUGAGCUGUGAUCUACCUGAGAGAGUUUGGGUGGAGGGAGGUAAGCGUGGCUGUUGGAUUUCUUGUUUUUAAAACUUAAUCUUCGUUUUUGUUUUUGGGAAUUGGUUUUGGUUGAAAAGGAGAUGGAAAUUAAUCUGGUUGGAGAGGACCAGAGGACCAUGUCUGAUUGUGAAGAUGGAAUCGUGCAGAUAGCAAGCAAGCCAAACGGUCCCUGAUUCGGAUAGCAGCCGAACGCCAAACCGAUUUACCAUUUUUGAUUUUUGGGUUCCUUAUCCGUGAGGCAGAGAAGAUGCUUUUAAGCUUUUUUCAUGUCGUUUUCUAGUUGGAAUCUCCACAACAUUACUCUAAAACUCAAAAGAGGCUUUGGAUUUUCUCUGUUGCCGGGGAAAAAAAAUAUCAACCACAAUCCAAGGCAAGAAAACACAGACCCUGCACUUUUCUCCUUGCUUUUAAUUCCUCGCUUCAAACAUCAAAUCCCACUUUGAUUUCCACUUCUUCAAGAAAAUUUCUAUCUAAAUCUCCCGUUCUUCAAACAUCAAAAUCCCAUCUAAAUUCAACACACCCCCUCUCUCUGUUGCUAGCAGAAAAUCAAGCAGAACCUCAGCGGAGUGCUCUAUUCUGUUUGUCUCUUUUUUUGGGUGAAAAACUCACUAGGCUGUUUGAACAAAACAAGCCAGCAAUGGUGAAUUUUCCACGGAGCCUUCUCGGCGAGCAUCUCGCUUCGGCGCCGGCAAAUGGGAACAAGAUGCACGAUUCCGACGUUAGCGAGACGAACUUCGACACGAACAUGGUCAUCAUCCUCGCCGCCUUGCUCUGUGCGCUGAUAGGCGCUCUGGGUCUGAACUCAAUCGUGCGUUGCGCGCUGCGAUGCGGUCGGCGGUUCACCUCUCAGACGCCGGACCAAGCGGCGGCUCGCGCGGCGGCCACGGGCCUAAAGAAGCGCGCUCUGCGGCGGAUUCCGGUCGCCGUGUAUGGAUCCACCGGCGCGAAUUUCCCGGCGACCGAGUGCCCGAUUUGCCUGGGAGAGUUCGAGGACGGAGACAAAGUGAGGGUGCUGCCAAAAUGCAACCACGGGUUCCAUGUGAGGUGCAUCGACACAUGGCUCGUGUCCCACUCAUCCUGCCCGAAUUGCCGGCAUUCAUUGCUUGAGCGGCCGGCCACCGCAGAUGGUGCCAACGCCGCAGCCGGAACUCCUCCUCCGCCACCGCCGCCAGCGUCGGGAAAUGGGUCCGGGCGGCGAGACAGUGUGGCCGUAGUAGUUGUGGAGGCGGCAAGUUGAUUCAUGGAAAUGGUCGCCAGAGAACAGGCUAAUCUUUCCCGUAUCCAUAAUUUCCGGUAGUUGGAUAGUAGAUGUCAAAUCGGAAAGCUGCUGAAUUUUCUUUUCUUUAAAAAAAAAAUUGAAUUAAUCUCAUAGUGUAAAGGAUGAUGAUGAUGAUGUUUGAUAGAGAGUAAGAUGAGAUCAGUUUCACUUUC